GGAAGUGAAACACGAAUAUUUUCUUCCGGCUCAAUGUGUUGUUUGCGUUGUCAAACGCUUGUUGUGUGGUGGAAAAAGUUGAAAAAAUUACAAAAUUCACUGUUUUGCUAAAUUAAACAUCUUUUUAAAGUAAGACUUAGCUAAAACAGUUAAAAUAGAGGGGUUGACGAAAAUCGCCGGCAAACUGAGGAAAAUGCAAAAGUACGAAAAGCUAGAGAAAAUUGGCGAAGGCACUUACGGGACUGUGUUCAAAGGCAAAAACCGAGAUACUUUGGAAAUUGUUGCACUAAAGCGGGUCCGUUUGGAUGAAGACGACGAAGGAGUUCCUAGUUCGGCAUUGCGCGAAAUUUGCCUGCUCAAAGAACUAAAGCAUAAAAAUAUAGUCCGUCUUUAUGAUGUCCUCCAUUCCGACAAGAAGCUGACACUAGUCUUUGAACAUUGCGAUCAGGAUCUAAAAAAGUAUUUCGAUAGUCUCAAUGGUGAAAUCGACCCGGAUGUUGUCAAGAGCUUCAUGUACCAAUUGCUACGAGGAUUGGCUUUCUGUCACAGUCACAACGUUUUGCACCGGGAUCUCAAGCCGCAGAACUUACUGAUCAAUAAAAAUGGUGAACUAAAACUGGCAGACUUCGGUCUGGCCAGAGCUUUCGGAAUUCCAGUCAAAUGCUACUCUGCUGAAGUGGUAACGCUCUGGUAUCGGCCACCGGAUGUGCUCUUUGGGGCAAAGCUGUACACCACUAGCAUUGACAUGUGGUCGGCUGGCUGUAUCUUCGCUGAACUGGCCAAUGCGGGAAGGCCGUUGUUCCCCGGGUCCGACGUAGAUGAUCAACUGAAGCGAAUCUUCAAACUGCUAGGAACUCCAACCGAGGACACUUGGCCUGGAAUCACGCAGCUCUCCGAUUACAAACCUUUUCCACUAUACCCGCCAACAACUUCAUGGAGCCAAGUGGUGCCUCGGCUCAACUCAAAAGGCCGCGAUCUACUGCAAAAGCUGCUAAUAUGUCGCCCAACGUUGCGGCUUAGUGCCGAGCAGGCAAUGGCCCAUCCAUACUUUACGGAAAACUGAAAACGGUUGUAGCAGCUGAAAUCGUUUCUGACGAGCAAUAGCAGCAACAGCACCCAAAAGACAACCAAAAGUGGAGAAUCGUCCACAGCCAUCGCAUCCAGUUCCAGUACUUUAACUACCACAAUGAACACGAUUGCGGAAUAGCAGUUAAAUUAUUUUUCGGUUGUUUGCUUAUAAAACAGGAAUUUAUUUCCUGCGUCCCAAAAGGCUGUAUGUUUUAUAUUAUUAUAGUAUGUUCUUAGCUUACAAGAUGAAUAGUGAUAUUAUUUUUUUCUCUUUUGCCCAAAUUAGUGGUUUUAGAAUGUUAAUUUCAAAGUAAUAAGAAUGACAUGUUAAACACAAGUCAAGUCAAACUUCUCCUGUACAUGUUUAGCUACACACUGUUUAAGAGUGGAAGUAGGUAACGUUUGUAUUGAUUGUUUGCGAGUUCUAUGAAAAAAACUGUCAUAAGUAAUACCUAGUUCACAGCUGGUUUUCGGACCACAAAGUCAGUUUUCCUAGAGUGUACUUAUGGCCGCGUAUGUUUGAAAGAAUAUAUCGGUUAAUUGCAACACGGUUAUCAAUCUAUAGUACUACUAUUUCUUAAUUACGAUAAUGAAAUGUACGAGUUUCCAACUGUGUGUAGAGUAGCGUCGAAAUAUAAACAACUGAUCAAA
This is a messenger RNA of Aedes aegypti (yellow fever mosquito), 1719 nucleotides long. RefSeq names its product cyclin-dependent kinase 5 homolog (gene Cdk5). The transcript is spliced from 4 exons. NCBI's taxonomy places the organism in Eukaryota, Metazoa, Arthropoda, Insecta, Diptera, Culicidae. Gene Ontology annotation, cellular component: nucleus; cytoplasm. The record is from RefSeq and is a predicted model, not a curated record. Bases 194 to 1063 code for a protein of 289 amino acids. Gene Ontology annotation, biological process: neuron apoptotic process; axonogenesis; synaptic vesicle transport. Gene Ontology annotation, molecular function: cyclin-dependent protein serine/threonine kinase activity; ATP binding.